Molecule: messenger RNA, 312 nt
Organism: Ictalurus furcatus (blue catfish)
Lineage: Eukaryota; Metazoa; Chordata; Actinopteri; Siluriformes; Ictaluridae
Gene: rprmb
Product: reprimo, TP53 dependent G2 arrest mediator candidate b
Exons: 1
Coding region: 1-312 (103 amino acids)
Source: RefSeq, a predicted model, not a curated record
AUGAACUGGACGGCGUUGAACGACACGGACGGAGGUUUCCACGCCGGGAACACUGAGACUUUACCCGCAUGCUGCACUUGGUCCUCAGCUGUCACAGACUCCGGUUUGGCGCAGAGCGGUGCGCACGAGCGCGACUCCUUCGCCCCGAACGUGGUGCAAGUCGCCGUGAUGUGCGUGCUCGCGCUCACCGUGGUCUUUGGCAUCUUCUUCUUGGGCUGUAACCUGCUCAUCAAAUCCGUAGGAAUGAUCAACUUCCUCGUCGCGGAUAGAAGAUAUUCCAAAGACGUCGAGGCGGUUAUAGUGAGCGCGUGA